GUUACCCUCUUAGUUGGUGGUGGGGUAGCCAUUGGUUUUCAUGAGCUCAUACAGGUCCUUCUUCUGGCAUCCCAUCUGGGAAUGAUGCAUCGUAGCGCCUUGGUUUGCUUCUUCCGGAGCUCAAACUUUGCCUGUAAAAUGUCCAAGGACUUCCCAAAAAGCCCCUCAGUAGACACUGGUUCAUCCAAAUACACGGCCCUGUCUCUGUCCAAGACGUUUGAGAGGGUUAGCCACAGAUGUCUUUGGGCUGCCACCUUUGAUGCCAUUACCCUCCCCAAUGAAAGUGCUGCACAGCUGGAUGUCUGGGGAAUGUAGUCUGCUGCUACUCGAAUCUCGUUCAGGAGAGGGGUCAGGGGCCUAUCAGGUGGCACAUGGUUGCCCAGUUCUGACCGGCACAUGGCUUGGUAUGUCUGUAGCAUGGGAGCUGAACUCAGGUGGUCGCCAAGCAUGAUAGAUUUUUUCUAGCUGGGAUGCUGAGAAUCUGUAUUGCUUAGACGGCAAGGCUGUGGAGCCACUCAAACCCAGGUUGUGUGAUGGUGCCAGCCACGCUGCCAGAGAUGCUUCCAUUGAGGGGAGACCAACCAUUACAGCCUUCUCGGUGCCCUUGAGGUCUACAUACUGAGCAAAAACAGGCACAGUAGUGUGUGUGGACAGCGACUUGUUCCAGGAGGACCUUAGUUCUGUCACAAAAGUCCGAGAGCAUGGGCAGUUGGUUGAGCCAGCGGAGGAGAGGGCCACUCCACGUCUAGUUUCUCGGCAGCACGGCAGCAGAGAGGGAUAAAGGAGAGGUUGUUCUGGCUUACCAGAGAGGCAGUGGUGACGGUUAGACAUGCACACUGAGCCGCCAAGAAAUGAUCAUCUCCUGACAUGCUCUGGUCAUCUGUGUGGAUGUCCAGAAUGUUGUUCUCAUCUGCAGGACUCAUUUGCAGAAGGGCUGAGGAUUCUGGGGGAGUGAAAAGCUGACGGUGACUGGGAGAAGAUAAGUGGGCAGGACUCCGACCUCCAGAAUACACCUCAUCUCAAUGGAAACAGGACUCAGAGACAGAAGAGUUUGGAUCCAACUGGUCACUUCCAGGGUACCUGAUCUCUGGAUUCAAAGUGUCUAAAGAUAGCCCUGAAAUUGACCUUCUAUUGUUUAGUGAUUGAAACACAACAAAUGUUUCAAACUAUUUAAAUGUUUUAAAACAUAAAAGACAUCUGGACCAAGAUUUUCCUGGAGCAUCAUGUUUCACUGCUUCUCAAAAACUGGAUCAUAAACGCAGCAUCAGCUGGUCUUGAAGGGCUCCUCCAUCCGGGUCAGAAUGCACCAUCUGUUCAGCCAGGUGCUGGGUCAGAGGGAUCUGUCCAGAGCAGGAGAUCUGUUCUCCUUAGAGGACACAGAGAUCGAGCACUGUCUCUCUCAAGCUCUGGACCAGAUCAAGGACAUCUCCUGCUCACCGGACUAUUUGACCAACGACAACGAUCAGGCUGUGGUGGAGAUCUGCAUCACACGCAUCACCACAGCCAUCAGAGAGACCGGCUCCAUUGAGCGGCACAGCAAGGCGCUGGUGGGCCUGUGGGAGUCGUGUCUGGAACACAACCUGACCCCUCAAGGGGAAAACACAGAAGACACACCACAUGCAAAGAUAGCCUCUGACAUCACCAGCUGUAUCCUGCAGAACUACAGCUGUCCGUCCGUCAUGGUGCUGGCUGUCCCAUUGGCAGUGCGCUUUCUGCAAAGGGGAAACCGCGAACUGAGCAGGAACAUGUCCAGUUAUCUCUCCCUGGCUGCUAUAGCUGAGGCUGAUCUGCUGGCAGAGCACACAGAGGUUAUAACACUCAGUGUUCUGGGAGGGAACCACAUGCUGUUACGAGUGCUGCCUUCAGUUUAUGCAAGACAACCGGAUACCAUCCACCGUCACCUGGGUAACCUCACAAGGAUGAUGUCACAGCUGGAAACACCUGAGAAACAGCACCUGAUUAGACUUAUCCAGAUGGUUGCUGAGCAACAUCCACUUAUGCUGAGCACUCAGGUUCCUGUACUGGUCAGUUACCUGAGUGACCAUUCUCUGACCGAGGCUCUGCUGGGAGCUCUGGUAGACGUCUCACAGGCCAGUCCUUCAUCACUCAUCAACUUUCUUCCUACAUUGAGGAUGGUGGGACAGCAUUCUACUGCGUUCCAGGGCAGUGUGGCCAAAAUCCACGGUUCUGUGGGCAUCAUCAGUGAGACUCAUGCUCACAGCUCACUGGCCUACCUGGUGUCCCUUCUGGGCACAAUGGAGCACAGCUUUCACCACACCCUGCUGCUGGAGAUCAGAGCUCUGACUGACCGAUACCCAUCUUUACUGGGGGGUAGUAGCAAAGACAUCUACAGGAUGAGCAACUCUUUCACUACUAUAGCCAGGCUGCUGGGACGGCGACUAGAGGACAAAACUCACAGCAGGGUGGAGGAGGCAGGCCCAUCACUCCAAACUGGAAGAGGAGGAGGCGGGGCAUCAGAGCAGCUGCUGCAGGGGAAUGUCCAGAGUUUUGAUAAGAGAAUGGGAGAUGAGGGAGCUGAGGAGGAGGAGGAGGAGGAGGAGGACUCACCAUCUCCCCAGCGACGGUACAGCCUGAGCCACGUCACCAGCGAAGAGAGACAGGAGAUGAGAUUCAACAGGUCAAAGAGCCUGGCUCUUCACGCUGCGCGUUCACGCUCCAUCACUUCCGACACGGCGGAUGACGAUGAAGGGGCGGAGCCAAGCACAGACAGCUGCUUUUCAAAUUCUCUGUCCAAUCAGCACUCAGAAAACUGUGAGGCGUCGUCCUCUGAGAUGGCAGGUGACGUCGCAGCUCCACUCAACGCUAACGAGAAAAAAGAGGCUGAAACUCCUCAAAGUGGAGAGAUGAAUGGAAAGAGAGGAGGCGAGGAGGAGGACAAACUCUUCAUCCAUUUAAGAGAAAAUAUGGAGACGCUCAGAGAGUUCAGUGAGGAGAUGGUGAAGCAGAUCCCGGUCCCAGAGCAGUGUGUGAUAGAAGAUUCAAGUCGAGGUUGUGUGGCUAAGCUGUCGUUCUCCUGCCCGUUGAAGGGUUACUACUGCCUGUACGCCAAGUCCUACUUCAACCUGACAAGUCACCAGCCUCACCUGUGGAUUCGCAUCAUGCUGUUGCAUUUACAGAGUAAGUCCAGUGUCCCUCUGUGCUCCAGAGACAAGUCUGUCCAGAGACUGGCGUCUCUUUGGGAGAAGACGCAGCUUAAAGGCUCUCACAGCUUCUCCAUGGCGAUGACCCAACACACCACCCCGCAAAGGAAGGACCUGGACAGCCUUCAGGUGCAGCUGGAGGAGGUGCGUUUCUUUGACCUCUUUGGAUUCAGUGAGGAAGAGGGAAGAUGGCUGUGCUUCAUGUGCAACAACCCUGAGAAGGCCACAGUUGUGAACCAAGAAGGUCAACCUCUAAUCGAAGGGAAGUUGAAAGAGAAGCAGGUUCGCUGGAAGUUUAUAAAACGCUGGAAAACACGUUACUUCACGUUGGCGGGAAACCAGUUGCUUUUCCGCAGGGGCAAAUCAAAAGAUGAGAUGGAUGAUAUUCCUAUUGAGCUGAGCAAGGUGCAAAGUGUCAAGGUGGUAGCUAAGAAGCGCAGGGAUCGGGGGCUGCCUCGGGCCUUUGAGAUCUUUACCGACAGCAAGUCAUACGUGCUGAAGGCCGAGGACGAGAAGCACGCUGAGGAGUGGCUGCAGUGCAUCAACGUGGCCGUGGCUCAGGCCAGAGAGAGGGAGAACAAAGAGGCGACGACCUACCUGUGAGCCGAACUCAGACCCGACUACCCACAGAGCUCUUCAGUCACAUCAUAAUUUCAUAUCGUGCAGUAUUUGUUAUUAAAACUUGAAACCAGCAUUAAGGCUCAUGAUGCACCCUAAAAAAAGCAUAAAUAAAGGUUACAGAGGUAAGGUGUUACAGAUUUAAGCUACAUCAGUCUCGACUGCACCAAACAAAACCAGCUGCAGUUGGAAACCCGCGCGUUUCUACAUGAAACAAUGACUGAGACGUUUUAGAGUCACUAUAAAUAUUUAUUAGAUGCACAGGCCUCAUUUGGACCUGGACUAUAAUGAGACUGAGCUUUUGGAAGCUGGAAGGAUGAAGAGUAGCCUAAUGGACCACAGAUGGGAAAGGUCUUUGAUGCUGAAAGUUUGUUGAGGGAGUUAAGGAGGAGAAAUGCCUAAAGGUUGUAGCUUUCUUCACCUUCUUGCCAAAAUAUGUGAAUGAAGACAUGAAAAAAGGAAAGUUUGUUUAGCUAUAGCUCACUUAUGGUGGGUUCCAUUUGGCACUUGAAAGUUUACUAUUUUCAUUUGAAAAAAGUCCAAUUGGAAGUCAGAAUUUUCACUUCUUGUUAUAAAUCCAACAUGGCUGCCUAGUUGUAGCUGUGUCAAAUGGGGAGCCAUCUGUAGAAAUCCACCCCAUGUUUUCAUGAAACUAGUGUCAGAUGUUGACAAAUAGUGGAAACUUGGGGUAAAGUGGUUUCCUUGUGGGUUCCAGACUCUGCCCGUUUAGUGUUUUUCAUGUAAAACAUUCAAAUGAAUUUCUUUUAAAUCAUGUUCGAACAAGUUUUUUCUAAAGUUAAACACCCUUUGAUGUGCCCAAACCGUGAGACUGGAUCAAACAGGAGACGUGCAGAACUGUAGUUUAGAAGGUAAUCAAAAAUUAAACUUUCAGCAGUUUACCACUAAAUGUUUCAUUUCAUUUAAUUAAAGAUCACAACUCUUACAAGGAUAAACUAACUUUUAGGUCAAAUGAAAACACAAUUCCAACAAUCUGAUUUUAUUAUACAUCUAAACUUACAGUAUUUUCAUUUUAGAUAGGCAGAACUAAAACAGGUCCAGGGUCAGCCAAAGGGCAGAGGGAUGCAAAGCGUUUAGGUAGAAAGUUGAAUCUUGAGUCUUUUUUUUUUACCAAAUGUGUUGAUUUUUUUGCUUUAAGUGAAACCAUCUCCUUAUCCCCUUACCCUUACGUGGCAGCUUUGAGCUCUCAAAACACUCAAGCAGACAUUUAUUCCCAUCCUGUGUAAAAUAAUAUACGAGUUGUAUGUUUUUGUUUUAAACAGAGCAGAAGUAUAAUUGGGAUGAUAAAGUUACCUAAACUCUGUAAAUAUGAUGUUUUAAAUCCUGUACACAUUUGAUUCUGUGAUUUUUGAAAUGAGUUGUUAUCCUAUUGAUGGCCAGUUUUCUAGGUUCAUGGUUUUCAAUGGAAAACACAACUUUGCAUUUUUUACAUAUAGAAUUAAUUUCCUAUCUUUGUAAGACGUUUGGACACUGGCCUCUGGUACAAAGCAGACAUAAUGUUCGAAACUACUGUAGUUUUCACUGUGAAGAUAAUUGACGUCAGUGAUGAAAGAUCUGAAUGUCUAAAAUCACAUCAGUCAGCCUUUUGACUCAAAGGUGAUUUGUUGCUUGAUUACUUUUGAUUUUUAUGUAGGCUAUUAUUUAUUUAACUAACUGUUUCUAUAAAUCUUCAGUUGUGCCUGCAAAGACUGCAGAAACAAUGGAUGAAGGCUUUUAUGUUUUAACUUAUUUCCUGAUUUUAUAUGUACAGGUCAUAAAAUUGGAAUAUCAUGACAACAUUGAUAAAUUUGAGUAAUUCCAUUCUAAACUUGUAUAUUAUAUUCAUUCAGUACACACAGACUGAUAUAUUUCAAAUGUUUACUUCUUUUAAUGUUGAUUAUUAUAACUGACAACUGAUGAAAAUCCCAAAUUAAGUAUCUCAGAAUAUUAGAAAAUAUUAGAAUAAUGUGAAAAGGUUCAAUAAAGUGUGUGAAUUAUUAUUUGAUUGCUGGAACUAAAUUAUGUAUUUUAUUGAUUGCUUAACAGAUAUUGAGAUGAACUGCAAUCUUGAUCAAUGCACUUCCUGCAUAUUUGUCUUCUUUGAUUUAUUUCUCUUAAAAUAAUUGGAACAAUAAAUCGGUAUAAUCAGGUAACCU
Molecule: messenger RNA, 5932 nt
Organism: Nothobranchius furzeri (turquoise killifish)
Lineage: Eukaryota; Metazoa; Chordata; Actinopteri; Cyprinodontiformes; Nothobranchiidae
Gene: veph1
Product: ventricular zone expressed PH domain-containing 1
Biological process (GO): regulation of signal transduction
Cellular component (GO): plasma membrane
Molecular function (GO): phosphatidylinositol-5-phosphate binding
Source: RefSeq, a predicted model, not a curated record